CCCGAACUGUUGUUUACAACGGAAUCCAGACCCGGGGGGUGGGAACACGGAGCGCCGGAGGAAGUGAUGCUCCGAGUCCCGGCACAGACCCCAUUCGGUUGCUGACAGACCUUUCCUUCUCCGGCGAGGGGGUCUCCUGUCUGGGGCUUCGCGGAGGCGCGAGGAUCUACUCCCCUGGCACGGAAAGUGAAUAAACUUAAUUGAGAAUGUCUGAAAACCCCGACAAGUCCAAUAUAAAUGAGUCAAAUGAUUCUGAGCAGAGCCUGGAUGGUGCUGUGGAACAUUCUGAUGAAGCUUUACAGAAAAAUAUAACAGUGGACUCUCCCAGUCCCCAGAGGGUGCAAAGACCUCACUCCAGUCCUCCUCGAUUUGUGACAGUGGAUGAACUUCUGGAGACAGCGAAAGGAGUCACCAACAUGGCUCUUGCCCAUGAGAUCGUGAUGAACGGGGACUUCCGGAUUAAGCCAGUGGAAUUGCCAGAGGACAGCUUGGAGAAGAGAGUGAAGGAGAUUGUACAUAAAGCUUUUUGGGACUGCCUGAGUGUCCAGCUAAGUGAAAACCCCCCGACCUAUGACCAUGCCAUCAAACUUGUGGGAGAGAUCAAAGAGACACUUUUAUCUUUCUUGCUGCCUGGUCACACUAGACUGAGAAACCAGAUAACAGAAGUCUUGGAUCUGGAUCUGAUAAAGCAGGAAGCAGAGAACGGAGCCCUAGACAUUUCUAAGCUGGCAGAAUUCAUCAUUGGCAUGAUGGGGACCCUGUGUGCACCUGCUCGCGAUGAGGAAGUUAAGAAACUAAAGGACAUUAAGGAAAUCGUGCCCCUCUUCAGGGCAAUGUUCGCUGUGCUGGACCUCAUGAAGGUGGACAUGGCCAACUUCGCUAUUAGCAGCAUCCGACCCCACCUCAUGCAGCAGUCGGUUGAGUACGAGAGGAAGAAGUUUCAGGAGCUGCUGGAGAAGCAGCCAAAUUCCCUGGACUUUGUCACCCAGUGGCUGGAAGAAGCCACUGCUGACCUCAUGACUCAGAGGUGCAGACUAGCCCUGCCCGAGGGGAAGGCUGCUGGCUCCAAGGAUGCCCUUGUGCCGAGCCCGGUGUCCGUCCAGAACUACGCCUACCUGAAGCUGCUGAAGUGGGACCACCUCCACAGACCUUUCCCCGAGACAGUGCUGAUGGACCAGCUGCGUUUCCAGGAGCUGCAGGGGCAGCUGGAGCAGCUGACCGUGCUGGGGGCCGUGCUGCUGGUCACGUUCAGCAUGGCGGGGGCUGGCGUCGCCAGCCAGGCCGACUUCGCCGAGAGACUCAAGAUGGUCCUGAAGGUCCUGCUGGCUGACAUGAACCUGCCCUCCUUCCGCCUGGACGAGGCCCUGAGCGCCGUCGGGGAGAGAGUGUGCCUGGAGCUGAGCGGCUGCCUGGCACGCUGCGGAGCCCCCGCCUUCUCCGCCGACAAGGAGGCCGUGCUCAAGGGCCGAAUCCGGGCCGUGGGUGGCCCCGACGACCCCGUCCGCAGGAUCAUGGAAUCCCGAGUCCUGACCUUUUUGGAAACCUACCUUGCCUCGGGUCACCAGAAGCCAAUGCCCACAGUGCCAGGGGGAUUGGGGCCAGUUCAGAAAGAGCUGGAGGAAGUUGCCGUCAAAUUCGUCCGCCUGGUCAACUACAACAAGAUGGUCUUCUGCCCCUACUACGACGCCAUCCUCAGCAAGCUCCUCCUCCGGUCCUAGACGCACGCCCCGGCCACAGCCUUGGUCCCUGGCCCACACCCUGGCUCCGCUCCGCCAGCGCUUCGGGGGAAUGGCUGAGUAGCUCGUUCUGUACAGCAGCACUCAUCCCAAGGGGCAGCACCUCGGGGGUCCCUGGUGGAAAAACUUGCUGGAGAAGGCGCUGAGUUGUAUUUUGAGAGAUUGUAUUUAUGAGUGCAAGUUUACAAAUCAAAGAAGUUUUUGUUACCUUGAAUUUUAUAAGUAACUCUCAGCUUUUUAGCAGUUGAUUGCUGUGUCUCCACUGUUACCCCACAGACUGCAGUGGCCGCGUCCUCCCGAGGAGGCCGGGACCCUGUCCUGCUGGCCAGGUGGCCUCCUGGCAGAUGGCCCAUGCUGACUGCCUCCAGGAGUACAGGAGGCCAAGCCCUGACUUCAUCUCUUGGCCCUCCCUUGCAGAGCCCCCACUCCUCUUCGCCACAGGCAGUUUGUGUUAGCUAGCAGGGCCGUAUUUAUCACCUUACACACACACACACACAACCGUUGCUUCAGCCAUGCCUGGCAAGGCCAGGGCCCUGGAGCCCUUUAGUUUCAGAGCAGAGUAGAUUCUAAAAAGCUUGUUCUUCUGUGCUGAGGAUGUAGGUGUUAAGUGCUUGCCUGGCAUGGGCAAGGCCCUCGGUUCAGUCCCGGCCACUUCCAAAAAGAAAAAUGAGCAAGAGAAAGAAACAGCAAAAGCUAUCCAAGCAGCACCGUGCAAUGCCUGCAGUGCUGUGGUCCCGCCUGCUUGGGAGGCUGAGGCAACAAGAUGAUUUGGGCCCAAGAGUUUAGAGACUGUGUCUAAAAGCAAAGCUUAUUCUUUUUUUACAGGAUUACUGUAACCGAACUGGACAAUAGCCGUUAAGUCUAUGAGAUCUAAAGAAAAGAAUUUCCUUUACUUGUUAGCCCAGAAAGUUAAGGUGGAGAUUUCGAAGAUAUGUAUUUAUGUAUAUACACACAUAUUUAUGUAUUUAUACAUAUAGUUUAGUGUAAUAAGAAAGAAAUGUCUGAGGUUUUUUAUUGAAAAAUUCACUCUGAGGUAGUACACAGAUGUGUUGAUUUUGAAUUCUGGAACUAGAUUAAAGUAUUUUUAGUUAAAAGAGCCCAAUCUCACUAAUCUAGACAAAGAAGUCUCAGAAUAAUCCCUGGUAACUGGGUAGGAAUUUUCAAGCGCACAGUGACCAGAAUUCCUGGCAUGCCCUGUGACUGCAAGUAAUUUGAGUCUCACAGAUGAUCAGCUUUAAAAAAUAAAUAAAUAAAAAGUGUA
Messenger RNA from Cavia porcellus (domestic guinea pig), 2997 nucleotides. RefSeq names its product t-complex 11 like 1 (gene Tcp11l1). The record is from RefSeq and is a predicted model, not a curated record. The transcript is spliced from 10 exons. Bases 207 to 1718 code for a protein of 503 amino acids. Gene Ontology annotation, biological process: signal transduction. NCBI's taxonomy places the organism in Eukaryota, Metazoa, Chordata, Mammalia, Rodentia, Caviidae.